Arabidopsis thaliana (thale cress) is the source of this 1718-nucleotide messenger RNA. It is a transcript of the gene BPEp, whose product is annotated as transcription factor BIG PETAL P (BPE). Gene Ontology annotation, cellular component: nucleus. The transcript has 5 exons. Lineage: Eukaryota; Viridiplantae; Streptophyta; Magnoliopsida; Brassicales; Brassicaceae. Bases 204 to 1235 code for a protein of 343 amino acids. The record is from RefSeq and is marked reviewed. Gene Ontology annotation, biological process: regulation of DNA-templated transcription. Gene Ontology annotation, molecular function: protein dimerization activity.
UUUAAAUAUGUUGGGAAUAUUAUUAAUUUAUUAACAAGAACACAGUAACGCAAUCACAGACUCCACAGUCCAAGGAGUUUUGCAUACUCACCAAGCCACAAUCAUUUCUCUCUUCUCUAUCUCUCUGGUUUUGAAUCGGCGACGACUGAGUCAACUCGGUGUUGUUACUGGUUUCGUCGUAUGUGUUGUAACUGAUUAAGUUGAUGGAUCCGAGUGGGAUGAUGAACGAAGGAGGACCGUUUAAUCUAGCGGAGAUCUGGCAGUUUCCGUUGAACGGAGUUUCAACCGCCGGAGAUUCUUCUAGAAGAAGCUUCGUUGGACCGAAUCAGUUCGGUGAUGCUGAUCUAACCACAGCUGCUAACGGUGAUCCAGCGCGUAUGAGUCACGCGUUGUCUCAGGCGGUUAUUGAAGGUAUCUCCGGCGCUUGGAAACGGAGGGAAGAUGAGUCUAAGUCGGCGAAGAUCGUCUCCACCAUUGGCGCUAGUGAAGGUGAGAACAAAAGACAGAAGAUAGAUGAAGUGUGUGAUGGGAAAGCAGAAGCAGAAUCGCUAGGAACAGAGACGGAACAAAAGAAGCAACAGAUGGAACCAACGAAAGAUUAUAUUCAUGUUCGAGCUAGAAGAGGUCAAGCUACUGAUAGUCACAGUUUAGCUGAAAGAGCGAGAAGAGAGAAAAUAAGUGAGCGGAUGAAAAUCUUGCAAGAUCUUGUUCCGGGAUGUAACAAGGUUAUUGGAAAAGCACUUGUUCUAGAUGAGAUAAUUAACUAUAUACAAUCAUUGCAACGUCAAGUUGAGUUCUUAUCGAUGAAGCUUGAAGCAGUCAACUCAAGAAUGAACCCUGGUAUCGAGGUUUUUCCACCCAAAGAGGUGAUGAUUCUCAUGAUCAUCAACUCAAUCUUCUCCAUUUUUUUCACAAAACAAUACAUGUUUCUAUCGAGGUAUUCUCGGGGUAGGAGUCUCGAUGUUUAUGCGGUUCGGUCAUUUAAGCAUUGCAAUAAACGGAGUGACCUCUGUUUUUGCUCCUGCUCCCCAAAAACAGAACUUAAGACAACUAUAUUUUCACAAAACAUGACAUGUUUCUGUCGAUAUUCUCGAGUAGGAGUCGCUAUUAGUUCAUCUAAGCAUUGCAAUGAACCGGUUACGCUCUGUUUUUACUCCUACUGCCUAAGGAAAAUUUAUCAUUUUCUGUUGUGGAACUUAAAAUACAAAAUUCAAAAAUCUGUUUUGUUUUCUUGAUUUGGUUGGCUAAUCUCUGUUAUAUUUGGUGACACUCAGUUUGGUCAGCAAGCGUUUGAGAAUCCGGAGAUACAGUUCGGGUCGCAGUCUACGAGGGAAUACAGUAGAGGAGCAUCACCAGAGUGGUUGCACAUGCAGAUAGGAUCAGGUGGUUUCGAAAGAACGUCUUGAUAAAGAAACAACACUUGGUCAUCAUCUUACUACAAAUAAGAUCUAAAAGCUCUAAUAUCCCGAGAAGAAAAAGCAUACAUACAUAUAAAUCUCAUUCUCAUUAUAGGUUUAAAUAUAUGGAUGUGAAUAUACACAUCAUAUUGUUGUUCUGAAGAAAGCAAAAUAGAAAAGAAGAUAUAGUUAGUUUCGACAUCAAGAAAAAACAAGCUGGGAAGGGUUUAAAGUAGAAGAAACCUCUUGUAAAAGAAAAAACGUUUGUUGUUAUAAAAUUGUAUCUCAUUCUUACAUAUUUGCUUAAGUUCUUGCUGAACA